Brassica rapa (field mustard) is the source of this 2924-nucleotide messenger RNA. RefSeq lists its product as uncharacterized. The record is from RefSeq and is a predicted model, not a curated record. Lineage: Eukaryota; Viridiplantae; Streptophyta; Magnoliopsida; Brassicales; Brassicaceae.
AGAUUCUUCUUCUUUUUCAUUUUCAUCGGUGACCUGAUUGAGAGAAACAUCGGAAUAUAGAUUCUUUUUCUUCUUGUUCUUCGCAAUUUCAAAACCCUCUAUGUCCGCCGAGGAAGACGCCACCGUUACGGAGCCACUGGAUCUGAUUCGAUUGAGCGUACAUUCACGCCUGAAGAUCCUCAAGAACAAAAAAUGAAAUUCAGAUUAAACAGCUGAGGCGAGAGUUAGCUCAAUUGCUCGAAGCUGGGAACAGCUUUACAAAUGGUGAAUUCACGCCUGAAGAUCCUGAAGAACAAAAAGGAGAUUCAGAUUAAACAGCUGAGGCAAGAGUUAGCUCAAUUGCUCGAAGCUGGGAACAACCCUAAGAUAUAAUUCGGGUGGAAGAGAAGACAGUGGCUACCUAUGAACUCAUUGGCAUCUACUGCGAACUCAUUGUUGUUCUUUAGGUGUUAUUGGUUCUCAAAAAAACUGCCCCAUUGAUCUAAAAUGAGCGGUUGCGAGCGUCUUAUUCAACUUCCCAGAGGUUAUCAUAUGUCCCUGAGCUCUCAGAAAUCGUUAAACAAUUCAAGACCAAGCACGGGAAGGAUUUUCCUACGUCUGCUAUUGAGCUUCGUCCAGAUUCUGGUGUGAGCCGCCUGGUAAGUGGUUGCAUCCUGUUCCUGGUGUUGAUUUUGUCCUAAAAACUCAGGAUUAACCAUAUAAUAUUUGAUCAUGUUUGAUAUUUAUGAAUAUAUAAUAUAUGAUAAAUAUUAUAUAUAUGUAUUUUAAAUAUCAAACAUAAUAUUUGAAAUAAUUUAUUUUACACAUAAACAUCAAACAUUUAUCUUAAAAUGUAAAAAACGAUAAGAGAAAAAGACCAAAAUAGCACUAAAUCAAGUUUUUGUUCCCAAACUAGCACUCAAGGUCAAAAGUCGCAAAAAUAGCACUUAAGGGGUGGGGUUUAGGGUUUAGAAUUUAGGGUUUAGGGUUUAGAGUUUAGGUUUUAGGGUUUAGAGUUGAGAAUUGAGGUUUUGGAGAUAAGAUUUCAAAUUUUGAAAAAUAAAAAAAUUUAAAUUUUUCAAAAGAUAAAAUGCUAUUUUGGUCAUUUUAGUUUUUGAGUGCUAUUUAUGUGAUAUAAACUUAGAAAUGUGCUAUUUUGGAGAUUUGCCCAAACGAUAAUGAGUAAUAUACAAUAUAAGAAAUUUAUAUAUGUAAUAUAAGUUAAAAUAAAUAAUUAGUAAAUAUUCAAUUUAUAAAAUGGAAAUACUACAUUAAAACAAUUAUCUUAAAAUGUAAAAAAACGACAAUAAGUAAUAUACAAUAUAAGAAAUGUAUAUAUACAAUAAUAUAAAAAAACAACAAUAAGUAAUAUACAAUGGGUCCGAUUGGUAAUGGCCGUAGCUUUAAAUAUUUUGUUGUAGAAAAAAAUCUGUAAACUUUUUGAUGUGGCUUUAGAUUUUAUUGUUGUAGAAUUUUAUUGAAGCACUAAAAAAUUGCUUUGGAUAUUUGGCUCUGCAGAGCAUUUGUACAGCUGUAGGUUAUUUUAAGAGCUGUGGUUUCAAAAAAAAAUUUAAAGCUUGAUUGCUCUGAAUUUGGUGCUGUAGAAAUAAAUAGGGUUGUGGACAUCACCUACAGCAACUACCAAUCACCCCCAAUAUAAGAAAUGUAUAUAUACAAUAUAAGAGAAAAUAAUAAGUAAAUAUACAUUUUAGAAAAUAUAAAUUCUACAUUAAACAUCUAUCUUAAAAUGAAAAAAAUAAAUAAAAGGUAAUAUACAAUAUAAUAAAUGGAAAUAUACAAUAUAAGAAAAAAAGAGCAAAUAUACAAUUUUAAAAAAUGGAAAUACUACAUCAAACAGUAAAAGGAAAAUGUAUAAAUUUACAUCAAGCACGUCUCUAUAAAACCCAUUGUAUCAACACCAUCAACCUCACACCCAUCAAAGAAGACUCCAAAGAAAUCCAGCAAAGAAAAGACAAUGGCUCCUCCCACAACCCUCGCUGUCCCAACAACGUUUGACGACCUCGAAGGAGAUUUCUGUAACAAGGAAGUUUUUGUCAGGCUGAUUCAUUGCUGGGAAGCCCGAAACUUCAAAAAGGCGAACAUACUCAUGGGAGUUGAGUUGCUCCUCAUAGACUCAAAGUCAACAACCAUUCACGGGUUUAUCUCCACACACUUCCUUCCCCGCUUCAAAGAGGACCUGAAACCCAACACAAUUUACAAGCUCAACGGGUUCAGCAUCAGACUUUCCAAAUCAGUUUACAGAGUCUCACCACAUAAGCACGGGAUCAGCUUCAACAACAAGACAACCUUCACUCCUGUUCAUGAAGUGGACUACCAGAUUGAUUCUCAGCACUUUCGUAUACGAGAUCUCCAAGCGUUCACCGACAUUGUCGAUAAACACACAGAUCUUCUCGAUAUCAUUGGCUUUUUGCGAGUCAUCAAUGGGGACAACUUAGACACUCAGACACCCAUGGCUACUGCCCCAGCACCUGCUGGUGAAAGAUCAAAGGAUAUGGUCUUCUUGCAUGUGCAACUUGAAGUAGUUUGAUGAAGCUUUAAUAAAAUGGAAAGAGUACAUUAAAUAUUAAACAUCUAUCUUAAAAUGUAAAAUAUAGAUAUUAAGUAAAUAGAAAGUAUAAGAAAAAGAAAUACACAACUUAAAAACAAUGAAAAAAAUAUAUUAAGAUUUAAACAUCUAUAUAUUGAUAAAAAUUUUCUAAAAGCAUAUUCAUAUAUCAACGAAAAGUCUCGUUAUGCUAAUUUCUUGCAUCUCCUUCCAAUAGUUUCUUUCAACCUAAAAUACAAAACCUUUCUCUCAUACCACCAUCAUAUGAUAAAUAUUAUAUAUAUGUAUUUUAAAUAUCAAACAUAAUAUUUGAAAUAAUUUAUUUUACACAUAAACAUCAAACAUUUAUCUUAAAAUGUAAAAAACGAUAAGAGAAAAA